AUGACAGACGGAAGCCGUGCUUCCAUAAACCUCUCCAAGACCAGUGUGUCUGCAGUGGCGGCGGUCGGGUGCCAGAAUUCCCCGCCUUGCGGAGGAAUUGAAGGCCAUCGGGAAGGUAUGGCGCCAUGGCUAGACGUGCGCGGCGCGACAUUUCCGUCUCCGCUUUUCCCGCUUUUUUCUGAACCAAGAAUGGAGGCUCCCUCACCUCUUUCGUUCUUCUCCAAUCAAACUAACGUUCCGGAGGAGGCAACUGGAAUCACGCCUCAGGAUUCGCACACAUGCGUAUGCAAGAAACGCUGCCAGCUUGUUUUGUGUCUCGGCAGAAAGCAUCGUUGCAAUCCUCUCCAGAACCUAGACUGCCCCCUCGCCUUCGCAGUCGUUAAGCUGCUGAAGAACGGUCGAACAGAGGAUUCAGAUCUGGUGGAUAAAUUGGGUUAUGCCGGCGAGGAUGCUCAUGCCACAGCAGAAGAACCAAGGACAGUGACCGAUACACCGCAGACUGACGGGUGCCCUAUUAGAACUGCUGAGGCCGUUCUUGUCAUUUUCAAAGGGAAAUUCGCUACCCUGGUUCUAAAUGGAAUCGCUUCACUCGAAGACGCCUUGAUUUUGGAAGGCCUCCGAUGUCGGCCUUUUUUUCGCCCAGGAAAAAGAGAGGAUCUCUACUCUUGGGCUUCGGAAUGUCUUCAUCAACUCCGGAUGGGCCAGUCGGGAGGCGAGGAAGUCGCUGAUCCUGUGCUUCGACAUGUCUGCACCACACACUACCUCACUAUGGCCGAUGUCUAUGAUGAUGCCAAGAUCACAAUUCAACCUCAGUCCCCAUCUGGGCUCCCGGCCUUCAGCCUGAGCGCGCCCGAGUUGGUGACCUGCUCUGCGUUUCCGUCUUCGCUUCCGCUGCCUGACUGGCUGGUCACGCGCAAUGCGCAAGCUGCCCGGUCGAUCUUCGCGAGCCGCGUGCUGAAACGCUCGAGUGAUCUUCGGAAGUCUCAAGACUGCGCUGCCUCGUCUGCGUCCCUCGACGACAACCUAGGCGCGACUUCUUCUCCCGGCUCUCCUCGGCGCUCUCGGCGCACAACCGGCCCCUCGCGGGACUCGAAGACAGGCGGACGCUCCGCCUCUGCUUCUUGUGUUCCUCUCGAGCGAGAAGGAGAUGCAGAGACAGCCAGGGAAGGCAAGAGAACUAGUGGGCAGGCCUCAGGUGCCCGGGGGUCUGGAGCACGAGAGGGAGCCGCAGAUAAUGAAUAUGUCUACACCGAUCUUGCCAGUCUGCAAGCGAAUCGCGGGACGAAUCUGUACGGAAUCGUCUGGGAAGUGGGCAAAGCUCUGAUGCCCCAACCUAGCGGAAAAAGCCAGCCAGCACCGCCGAUCUUCCUCAUGAAUGUCGCAAUCUUCGACGAGACCGUGAAGUUCGACGUCGGCAGGGACACGGCGCCCGGCGGCUCUUCAGAGGAGUUCAGCCUCGCGCUCAAGGCGAAAGGCUGUCCUGCGGACAUCCCGUGCAUGUCGUGCGGUGACAUCGUCCGGGUCCACCGAUCCAAUGUGGGCAUGAAGUUGGAACACGACCGGAACUACGUGAACUUGAGCAGCGUCGUCGGCGUCACUUCGGCGCGAGUGUGGCCGAUUCAGGGCAUCGAAGAAGAUCCGACAGCAGAGAAUGGUGUAGUUGUCGGCAAAGCAGAGGCGACGACUCACUUUUCGGAAGAAGAUGUGUGCCGCAUUCGAGCUCUGCGGUAUUACGCCCAGCAGCUCCUUCAAGACAACCACCUCUUUACGACUCAGUACUACAAGCCUCUCGCUGAGCUUCAGAGGUGCAGCAGUGGGCCGAUGAUGCGCGAGGUCUACGGCGACCUCAUCGUUCGGGUGGUGAAGAGCAGCAUGACAUCGUGUUGCCGCCUGCUGGAUCUCGGCGAGCCUGAGGGCCUUUUUUCCGACUUUUCUUGGGUGCGGGGAGACUCUUCCUGUCCGGCACUGCGGCAGUUCGACUCGGAGCUCUCGGCCUAUCUGCUGUUGAUUGAGGACGCGUCGCUGCCGGGAGGCCUCGUCGCCGUAGUGAAUCUUUCUUCUGCGAGCGCCGAGCAGCUGUUUGUGUCGGAGAAUCCGAUCAAGGAGGGGCAAUGGCUGCGACUCCGGAACUUCAAAUGGUCUUCAUUCAGGCUCCACGACACGCUCUAUGGACGCAUUUACUUCUGCGUGCAACCGAGCAGAAGCGACUUGGCCCGAAUCACGCGCCUGCCCCACUUCGCACUCGACGCCCUCAGAGCCCAACGCGACCUCGAUCUUGCCCUGCAGGUCCUUGUCGAGGAAGAAGACAAACGCGACGCUGACGCCCAAGUGCAUGCACAAACGCAUGCAGACGCACAUGGAGGACGAACGCAGGCAGACGUGCAACGAGUUGCGCGAAUCGAGCAUCCGUGGGAGGAACGGCGAGAAAAAGUCACGGACGCGCGGGAUGAGCAGCAAGGGGUCGAGACAACAUGCGAGAGAGCUGCGCCGUCUGGCCAAGGCGAGGAGCACCCAGAGGAGAGUCUCCUCCCCGUCGGUGCCUUGCCUUGCCGCUUCGAGUUCUUCGUCCCAAAAGAGCUGCUCGAUCGGCACCCGUCGGUCUCAGUCUACAAAUGCCUCGACCCCCUUCUUGCUUCUUCGCGCCGCACAACGUCGCCUUCGCCUCGCCGCAUGCGGACGGGUCCGUUUCUUCUGAAGGAAAUGCAUGUCAUCGAUGUGGGUCCUCGAAGUCACAGCGCGAGCGUGGAUUUGCAGAAUCCCCGAACGUGGCUGACUGUUCAGUGUCUUAUUUGCCGCUCUUCUCGGCCGUUGGAGGCUUCCGAGCCAGACGGGGGAGAUGCAAGAGAUUCUUUUCUCUCCAGUGGAAGAGGCCGAGGAAGGCCUGUGGCGCGAGCAGAGAGAGAACACGCAACGCCUGACGAACCGCUCUGGUGUCCGACCUGCCGCCACAGAGACGCCGCAAUGCUUCUUGUCAUGUACGACUUCCGACUUGUUCUUGCAGACGCCCACGGGACCCAUCUCAUCGUCGAUCUCAAAGAUGCAGUGGGAUCGCGCUUUAGCUGCGUGAGUGCGCAAGGCAUCAGCCCCCUCUUUGCGGCAACGGACAGCGGGGCUCGGGAGCUCCUUCGUUCUGUGCUUCGCGGGCUGGUCGACAGCCAAGAGGGUGUGGAAGAAGAACAUCAAGGUGGUGGCGAGGAGACAGAGGAAGGCCACCGAAGAGGAAGCAGACAGAGAAGAAGGAAAGUCUCAGCUCGUCGAGAAGAAGAACGAGAAGAGACAAAAGAGGCUGCAACGAGCAGCAGCGAGGAGGAAGGCGAGGUGCAGACGCAGAGUCUGGUGGGCAGAAAAUACAUGCGUCAGAGAAGCCUGCGAGCGGGACUGGGUGGGAGGAGAGACGCGGAAGAGAAAGCGAAUGAAAUGGCGAGUGCAGAAAGUGGAGUUCGAGAAAAACGAAGAAAAACAAACCUGGGACCUGGACGCCACGAACUCCUCGUCGUGCGCCGUCCGCUCAGAGACGACGAAGACACUGCAGCGCCAGUCUGGGUCGUGAUCGGCGCUGACAUUCGCGAGGCCUAG
Molecule: messenger RNA, 3576 nt
Organism: Toxoplasma gondii ME49
Lineage: Eukaryota; Apicomplexa; Conoidasida; Eucoccidiorida; Sarcocystidae
Exons: 14
Coding region: 1-3576 (1191 amino acids)
Source: RefSeq, a predicted model, not a curated record